This is a messenger RNA of Juglans regia (Persian walnut), 642 nucleotides long. RefSeq lists its product as uncharacterized. Lineage: Eukaryota; Viridiplantae; Streptophyta; Magnoliopsida; Fagales; Juglandaceae. Bases 83 to 571 code for a protein of 162 amino acids. The transcript is spliced from 2 exons. The record is from RefSeq and is a predicted model, not a curated record.
GAUCCUCAUAUGCAUUAAGUUUUCCAGCCUGAUUGAUCACCCUCAUCAUUCAAAUCGGCAACAAGUAAAAGGCUUUGCACAAAUGGAGCUGGAGAAGAUUUAUAAUAAGAGAGCAAGGGAGGAUGAUCAUCAUUAUGAGGAGGACCAUCAAGAUUGUCCAUGUAAGAAUUCAGCAAAGAAGCAAGAUCUCAAGGGAAUAGACUUCAAAGAGAACAGAAAUGACAGCAGUAAUGUGAAGACCUUAGAUUCCUCCUUGGCAUUAGAGGUAGGGGUAUUUGAUUUCCCCUGGCUGAAAGAUGGUGUUAUCUCCAAAUCAGAAGACUGUAGAUUCGAGGAUGCCUUCUUUUCAUCACUGAUCUAUGAUAUGAACUCCACCAACAGCACUGAUAUUGAGUUUUCUGGGAAAUCUUUGUGUCAAACUUCAGAGGAACUCCUAUACCUUCCUGAAAAUAAGUCCAACGAUAAUUUAUUCCGGCCAGUACCGGAAGGUGAUGGGUCAGAAAUGGAGGGUGUGGAUUGCAUUUGGAGCUCCCUUCUCAGUCAGCCACUUCAACCGGGUGGUGUUAUCUGAUAUUAUGCAUUCAAAUGUAUUUGAUGCCUAUUGCCAGCCCUUCAUGUUUUAGUCAGAUGGAGCUCACCAUG